This is a messenger RNA of Cucumis melo (muskmelon), 1126 nucleotides long. RefSeq lists its product as uncharacterized. Gene Ontology annotation, biological process: protein ubiquitination. The transcript has 2 exons. Gene Ontology annotation, molecular function: ubiquitin protein ligase activity. Gene Ontology annotation, cellular component: cytoplasm. The record is from RefSeq and is a predicted model, not a curated record. NCBI's taxonomy places the organism in Eukaryota, Viridiplantae, Streptophyta, Magnoliopsida, Cucurbitales, Cucurbitaceae. The coding region runs from base 87 to 818 and encodes 243 amino acids.
CUUGACGUCGUUAACUUUGGAUAUAAUAUUUUCCUAAUAAAGUCGAUUGUUGAUGCAGUCAAGUUUGGUUCAAUUCAAUCUCUUCAAUGGAAUAUCAAAUCUCUCAAUACUCAACUACGGCAGUGGAAAUAGAUAUAGAUCUUCCGAUGUCCAGAAGAAUCCGGAAGCAUCCGUCACCAAUCGAACUAAUUGGCUUGCUCUUCACCCUACGUCGCCGUUGCAACCGCUUUCAGGUGUUAGAGAACGGUGAGCGACAAUUAGUAGAGGAACAAGAAGCAUCAAAAGUUCCUCUAUGCGACCACCAAUUCCCUGUUGAAAUCUUCAAUGGAGACGACAAUUCUCUAUUCCAAUACCUUUGUUGUAGCUUCGAAAACUACGAACCUAAAAUUGAUGCAGAGGUGGUAGCAACUGCCCUAAUCGAGCAGUGGAUUGGGAUAAGGGACCAACUGAAUUCGAGAAGCUGCCAUAAAGUAUUUUCAAUGACGGUGAAUUUGACAAUCACAGAUGUUGUGGUUCAAUAUGUUAUUGGGGAAGACGGUAGCUCAUUUGGUGGAGAAGAUUUUAGAGCGGUUCCAGCAUGCGACAAAGCUCUUAAGAAGAUGUUGAAGAGAUUGGAAGUGAGAGACGAAGAUGAAAGAAUUUGUAUUAUAUGUUUGGAUGAAGUUAGGAAAAAGAAGAAUGGGCGAUGUGGUUUGGAAAUGCCUUGUUUACAUGUGUUUCAUGGGAAAUGCAUUGAAAAUUGGUUGAAAAAUAGCCAUUGUUGUCCAAUUUGUAGAUUUCAAAUGCCAAUCAGUUCAGGCUUUGGUGAAGAUUUUUGAAAAUCCCACUAAAAGGAGUAAAACGUCAAAUUAUUUGACAAGAGUACAAAAGACAAUACAAAUACUGACAUAGAAGAUGGUGUGGUGGCACACAGAGAGGAUAAUGGCUGGUCAUGAAUGGCACAGGUAAAAAUGAAGAAAAAGAUGAAGGUCUGCUUGACGUCGCAAUAGAUAGGGAUUAGGGACUUUCAAUUUUUUGUUUAAUUUGUUCAUAAUUUAUGCUUCUUUUGGGGUAGGACAACUAUGGGUAAAUGGGUGUGUUGCAAGAUUUAAAGGGAAAAAAAGAACCCGGCUUGUCCCCUUCAUGU